AUGGCGACGGGGCUCGACGAGCAGGCAAUGGACGAGCGCGCGCGCGACGGGUCGACAUGGACGGCAGCGGAGGACAAACUAUUCGAGACGCUGCUCGUCGACAUGGACGCGUCGCCCGACGCCGCUGCAGCGGACGACGCGCGGUGGGAGGCGAUCGCGGCGAAGCUUCCGGGAAAGACGGCGGACGAGGUGCGGCGGCACUACGAGGUGUUGGAGGAGGAUAUUCGCGGCAUCGAGAGCGGCCGCGUGCCGCUGCCUGCAUUCGAUGCCAAUGGCGCGUACGUCCUUGCGAGUGCUGACGUCAAGGACGAGCCGAUGACGUCAGCGGGAUCUCCGCGAGACGGGUCAGGCGCGGAGGCGUCGGGGGCGCGGAAGGCGUCGGCGGGGAGCGCGGGCGCGGGGAAGGAGAAGCAGGCGUCGCCUGCGGGUCAGUCGAAGCAGCAGGCGUCGUCGCAGCAGCAGGCGUCGCAAGGGGCCGCGGCGCAGCAGGCGCGGGGGUCGGAGCAGGAGAGGCGGAAGGGCAUCCCGUGGACCGAAGAGGAACACAGGUGCGCGGCAUGGGGAAUGCGGAUGGGGAAGGACGCAGGCGCGCGCCGCGCUAUGUGCAGGAGGAGGGGGAUGGCGAGGGACGCAGGCGCGCGCUAUGGACAGGUAGAGGGGGGAGGGGGACGAACAGGUGCGCGCUUUGUGCAAGAGGGGGGGGUUGGAGGAACGCAGCACAUGACAGUGCAUGACAACACCCAGUGCACGCCCUCACACAUAUUCCCCCAUAUCUCCUCCUUGCUGAUGCUUGCUUCUGCCCACGCCUCUCCUCUCAUGCCCACGCCUCUCCUCUCAUGCCCAUCUCUCAUGCCCCUCCUCUCAUGCCCCUCCUCUCAUGCCCAUCUCUCAUGCCUCUCCUCUCAUGCCCAUGCCUCUGCACCCCCCUUCAGGCUCUUCCUGCUGGGGCUGGCCAAGUUUGGCAAGGGCGACUGGCGCAGCAUAUCGCGCAACUUUGUCAUCUCGCGCACGCCCACGCAGGUGGCGUCGCACGCGCAGAAGUACUUCAUCCGCCUGAACGCCAUCAACAAGGACAAGCGCCGCUCCUCCAUCCACGACAUCACCUCCGUUGCCGCUGCUCAAGGCGCUGCCGGCGACGCAGGCCAGCAGCAGAGCGGCCCGAUCACAGGGCAGCCGGCAGGGGCUGCUAGUGGGGGAGCGCAGCAGGCGCUGCAGCACCAGCACGCGCAUGCCCAUGCCCAUCCUCAUGCUCACACACACGCCCAAGGGGUGCCGUCCCACGGGCAGCCCAUGCCGCCUGCCUCUGCUGUGUUUGGCCCGCCGGUAGGGGCGCCGCCCAUGGGGCACGUGCACCACGGCAUGAUGCCCAUGCUGCCCGCCCCCGGGCACCCCGCGUAUGGCCCGCGCACCCACCUGGCGCGGCCUGUGGUGGCGGCACAUGGCAUGCCCCUCCCCCACAUGGGGUACGUGCAACCCCCCGCCAUGCACCAUUGA
This is a messenger RNA of Closterium sp. Naga37s-1, 1494 nucleotides long. The record is from the annotation of a GenBank genome assembly. Lineage: Eukaryota; Viridiplantae; Streptophyta; Zygnematophyceae; Desmidiales; Closteriaceae.